Molecule: messenger RNA, 1001 nt
Organism: Chlorocebus sabaeus (green monkey)
Lineage: Eukaryota; Metazoa; Chordata; Mammalia; Primates; Cercopithecidae
Source: RefSeq, a predicted model, not a curated record
AUGGGCGGGACGCUGACUGCUCUUCCUCCUCACCCUGGCCCUUUAUAUAUCUCCAGGCAGCCAUGGCGAACACAUCUGGCUCCAGAAGACCCCACCGAAGCUGGCCUUGCUCUCUCUCGCCAUGGCCUCCCACUCAGGUAUCGCUGGUCCUGGUGCUUCCGGAGUCUUGGGCAUCAUCUUAUCUCACCAGGAAGAUUCUGGAAGCACUGCCCCCAGGGGUGGCUCAGCACAGCUGCAGGGGGAGCCGGGGUGGACGGGGUGUGUGAUGCAUGCGUUCACGGCAUCGUUCUCUCUCCAGGCCCCGCGACGUCCGUGCUGUUUCUGCUCUGCUGCCUGGGAGGCUGGCUGACCUCUCACACAUUGCCCGUCCAUUUCCUACAACCAAGUGAUAUACAGAAAAUAGUCGAGGAAUUACAGUCCCUCUCGAAGAUGCUUUUGAAAGACGUGAAGGAAGACAAGGGGGUGCUCGUGUCCCAGAAUUACAAGCUGCCGUGUCUCACCCCUGACGCCCAGCCGCCAAACAUCAUCCACAGCCCAGCCAUCCGGGCAUAUCUCAAGACAAUCAGACAGUUAGACAACAAAUCUGUUAUUGAUGAGAUCAUAGAGCACCUCGACAAACUCAUAUUUCAAGAUGCACCAGAAACAAACAUUUCUGUGCCAACAGACACCCAUGAAUGUAAACGCUUCAUCCUGACUAUUUCUCAACAGUUUUCAGAGUGCAUGGACCUUGCAUUAAAAUCAUUGACUUCUGGAGCCCAGCAGGCCACCACUUAAGGCCAUCUCUUCCUUUCGGAAUGGCAGGAACUUAAGGAGCCUUAAAAAGAUGACUGACAGCUAAGUGUGGGAACUCUGCCAUGAUUCCUUAAGUACAUUUUUCCAGUGAAUAAUCUCAGUGACCCCUCAGAUGGGCUAGUCCUGGGAGGGCUGAGAUGUAAAUUUGUGAAUUACCUUGAAAAACAUUAGGUUAUUAUUAGUCUUGGUAUUUAUGGAAUGUUUUUCUU